This is a messenger RNA of Malurus melanocephalus (red-backed fairy wren), 541 nucleotides long. RefSeq names its product probable E3 ubiquitin-protein ligase DTX3. The annotation marks the transcript as partial. The transcript has a single exon. Lineage: Eukaryota; Metazoa; Chordata; Aves; Passeriformes; Maluridae. The record is from RefSeq and is a predicted model, not a curated record.
CGUCUCCACCAUGCCCACCCCGCCGCCCUUCCCUGCUGUCCCCGCAGUGUCAUUCGUGCUGUCGAGGAUGUCGGGGUGCGGGGGCCCCGCCAAGAGCCGGGUGACGGUUCCCAAGCGCGUGUGGGAGUUCGUGACGCGGGAGCGCGCGGCGCGGCUGGCGCUGCUGGCGCAGGAGGCGCGGGUGCGGAUCCUGGUGGACGGCGAGACCCCCGAGCUGUACGUGCUGCAGCUCUGCGCCGCACCCCCGGGUCCCCCCGGCGGCGGGGGGCUCUGCCCGGCCCGCAAAGCGCUCAAAGCGCUGCUCAAGGAGACCGAGAAGGAGCUCAAGAAGCGCGGCCAGCGGCACCCGGGGGAGGUGCUGGGGGCGCGGCCGGAGCAGCAGCAGCAGCAGCAGCAGCAGCAGCAGCAGCCGGCGGGCGCGGCGGGAGCUCCGGGGGACGAGGAACCGGAGCGGCAGUGCCCGAUCUGCCUGGGCGAGAUGCGGGGCCCGCGCACGCUGGAGCGCUGCCGCCACUCGUUCUGCGGGGAGUGCAUCGCCCGG